Messenger RNA from Scheffersomyces amazonensis, 2961 nucleotides. RefSeq names its product Arg83p (gene ARG83). The record is from RefSeq and is a predicted model, not a curated record. The transcript has a single exon. Bases 211 to 2652 code for a protein of 813 amino acids. Gene Ontology annotation, biological process: positive regulation of transcription by RNA polymerase II. Gene Ontology annotation, cellular component: nucleus. NCBI's taxonomy places the organism in Eukaryota, Fungi, Ascomycota, Pichiomycetes, Serinales, Debaryomycetaceae. Gene Ontology annotation, molecular function: DNA-binding transcription factor activity, RNA polymerase II-specific; transcription cis-regulatory region binding; zinc ion binding.
AAUAUUUUUAUAAAUACUAAGUGGGGUUACGCCAAAACAGUUUAAGCUCUUAUCAUAGAAACUAGUGCUUUGUCGAAUCAUAAAAUAGCACUGCAAAAUUGGAGGGUAUCUAAGUCUUUUCACAAGACGUAUAAUUGUGUAUCUAAGAUAGACUGAAGUAAGAAAGCAAGUAAGAAAGUAAAAAAGCGGAGGUAUUGCAAAAUAGUGUAGAUGACGAGGAAGAGCCGAACGUUCAAUGGAUGCUGGACUUGUCGGUCUCGGAAGGUUAAAUGUGAUCUUGAAAAGCCCCAUUGUAAUCGAUGUAAAAAAUCCGGUCUUAAUUGUGCUGGGUAUAAUAUAAUUCUUGGCUGGUCCAAUCCAUUAACCAUAUCUCCAAAUGAUAAUUCACUUAUCAGUUUAGAUAUCGAAGAUGAAAAGAAUGAUUUCCAGAGAAGAAAUGUGGAUUUAGUUAAGUACCCAGAAUCAAUGACUUAUAGAACGUAUAAAGUAUUGAAUGAAGAGUUAGAAAAAUUGGAUGAAUAUGUGUUACAGAAUCGUUAUAAGAUUCGAAUAGGUCCAUUUAGUGUUUAUAAAGUUAAACAUAAUAAUGUGCAUGCAAUGAAGAGGAAACUAAAUCUUCACAAUGGCCCGAGAUCGAAAUCUAGACCAUCUCCAAAUCAUCCCUAUCAGCUCACUGAAGUUAUCCACCCUACAGAGAAGAUUUCAAAUAUAAGAUCAGAGAUUACUUUUCUGCCAUCCCCCAUUAGUGAAAGUCCAGCUAAGAAAUAUAAUAUCAAUAAUGAGUCUAUAUUCUCCAAGACGAAUAAUACUUGGGUUCAUAAUGAAUUAUUGGACUAUGCCAAAUUAACUAUUUUAGGUAUCAAAGGUUCCAGUUACAAGUUUAAUGAACAGAGUAUGCUUCAUAUCUUAUAUCCUAAUUUCUUCCCCAAUAUUGAUUCUGAUGAUUGGACAGUCGAUUCAGAAUUCAUUCGUAAUAAGUUAUAUCAUUAUAAUUCUGAUCGGAGCCAAUUAACCAUCGAAUCAUUAUUCCGGUCGCUAUUAAACGGUUUCAAUUCGCAAGUGUUCUCUUUCAAUCGAGUUCAUUGGCCCAAUAAUUACUUUGAUACGUUAAUAAUUCCAUAUAUCAAUAACAUCAUUUGUCAAUUCAUAUGCUAUGAUUUUGGAGAAUGGGAUAAGAAUUUCAAUCUUCGGUAUAAUACUGACUAUACUGAUAUUGAAUUCAGACAGAAUAUUAAAUUCGCUAUAAUCAACUUAGUGUUUGGAAUACUAGCGAUAAAGAAAUCUCGAGAACUUAAUGAGAAUGUAAUCAAUGAUUAUGAUUCAUACUAUGUUGAUGAGUAUUUGAAGCUAAGUAUAGAAUUGAGAAAGUUAAGUAUUGGAAUUGUCAAUCAUCAUUUAGACGAAUACGACAGUGACAGUAACUCGGAUGAUUCAUUUGAGUAUGAGAAUUCCUUAUUGUUAGCAUUAAUCUUGCAAGUAGAGCUUGACAAUACUUUCAGCAUCUACGAGAACUUUGAUCUCAUCUAUGCCAUUGGUGAUCAUAUCAUUAAGGACAAGUUUAACAAAUCUAAAUUGUCCAACUUAACGAAAUUCCUUGUAAUUGCUUUUAAGAUCAGCUAUAUGUUUUAUGAAAGCACACAGUCCAUUAACGAAGAUAACUAUUCUAUUGCCAUGGGGGAUGAGAUCCUUAACUAUCGAGACUUGAACGAUACAUAUGAUCUAGUUAAGGAGAAGGGUAAUGAAGAAGAUGAGGAAGAAGAGGAUGAUGACGACGACGAUGAUGAUGAUGACGAUGAUGAUAAGAAAGAUAUUCAAAUUAAGCCUACUAUCCUGAACUUAGUCAUUUCCAGUUCGAAGGAAUCCGUCAACGAUAACAUGUCGUCAUAUACACCUAUGUCAUUUACUAUUAGCUUUAAUAAGAGAAACUUAGGAGGGUACGAUGAAGCCGAGAGAUCCGAAUUACCACUUAAUGAAUCCCUCAAACGGAAGAGAAGUGACUCAAUUAUACCUAUCCCAUUCAAGGUCAAUUUCACCACUAUUGACAAUACUUCGAUUCAUCUCAUGUACGGAAUCCCUAAAUCAUUACUAGACAUAUUUCAUGAGAUUAUUCAUUUAACCAAUCACAAGAAUAUAUUCAAUAAGCAACGAGUAUUCCCUCGGAAUUUCCCCAAGAUCUGUGCAGAUAUCGAAGAUAAGCUUAUUACGUGGGAUAUCAAUCGGACAUGGGAAUUAAAUAUCGAGGAGAAUAUAGUUCAUAGAUGUAUCUACUAUCAUGUAUUAUCAUUCCAACAAGCCAUUAUCGUUUACUUCUAUCGCUUAAUAAAGAAUAGUCGACAUGAUCAACUGGUCUUGAAAUCUAUAGAGUAUCUUGACCAAUUAAUUUUGGUACUUAAGCAAUAUCCUGAAGUUCAAAUUAAGCCACUAUUCUGGAGUUUACUAGUUUGUGGCUCGGAACUUAAAGCAUCGGAUGUAAAGUCACAAGAUCAAAUUAUAAGUCUAUGGCAACAAGUAGAAAAACAUAAUAUUGUACAAUUUAAUUAUUGGAGAGGAAAACAGAUUUUGUACGAGAUCUGGAAUCGUAAAGAUAUGGGAGAAGAACUCUCAUUUAUGGAUAUGGUUCGGGAAUGGGAUAUUAAGUUGUGUUUAGGUUGAAACUAGGAACGUUGAGAUUGAGGGAGUAUUUCCGGAAUGGGAAUCCGCUCCUCGACUUCCUAAAAUUUAACUUAGUUCAAUUCUCAAUUUAGCCAAUUUCAAGUUCCAAAUACUGGAACAUCUAAUCAUAGGUCAUGCUAGAUUGUGUGCACCCCACUUUUAAACCGUUUACGAUAUUCGGUUGUAGAAGAAGUAUGGGGUGGACUUUCCCACUCCAAAAUGUUCCUUUCAUGGGAGUGUUUCCGGAAUAGGUGUUAAAGGUAGAGACGAUACAAAUGUUAUUAGUUCACUUGGCAUUACUUCGUAUUC